Molecule: messenger RNA, 3953 nt
Organism: Eublepharis macularius
Lineage: Eukaryota; Metazoa; Chordata; Lepidosauria; Squamata; Eublepharidae
Gene: SART3
Product: spliceosome associated factor 3, U4/U6 recycling protein
Exons: 19
Coding region: 106-2922 (938 amino acids)
Biological process (GO): RNA processing
Molecular function (GO): protein binding; RNA binding
Source: RefSeq, a predicted model, not a curated record
GCGCCGCCUCGGUGCUAUUUUUGACUCAGGCAGUGCGCGGGGCAGCCCGGCACCAGGGGAAGGCGGGGGCUUCGCAUCGGGCCGGAGAGCGGCGGCUGCAGCAAGAUGGCGGCGGGUGGCGGAGCUGAGGUGGCCGCGGCUGAGGAGGAGCUGCGCGAGGCGGGAGACUCGGAGGACGAGGGCGGAGGCGACGCGGACGACGCCGAGGACACCUCGGACGAGUCCUCGGGGGAGGAUGAGGAGAAGGAGAACGAGGCCGAGAUCCAGCGCCUGGAGGAGCAGCUAUCCAUCAAUGUUUUUGACUAUAACUGUCACCUGGACCUGAUAAAAUUGUUGCGCCAGGAAGGCGAGCUAGUAAAACUUCGAAGAGCCCGUCAGAAGAUGAGUGAACUCUUUCCUCUCACAGAAGAGAUCUGGCUAGAUUGGCUGAAGGAUGAGAUUCGAAUGGCAUCGGAUAAUUCAGAGCGGGAAAAAGUCUAUGAUCUCUUUGAAAGAGCUGUGAAAGACUACAUCUGUCCUGAGAUCUGGCUUGAAUAUGCCCAGUACUCAAUUGGUGGCAUUGGCCAGGAGGGAGGCAUUGAGAAAGUUCGCUCAAUAUUUGAAAGGGCGUUAACCGCGGUUGGUCUUCAUGUGAUAAAAGGAGCUGCCAUUUGGGAGGCCUUCCGGGAGUUUGAAAAUGCCAUCUUGGAAACAGUGCAGCCGACAGCUGGCAGCGUUCCAUCUCCUGAGCAGCAGCAGACCAUCUGUACACAGCUUGAAAAGAUCCAUGCACUAUUCAGGCGCCAGCUGGGGAUUCCACUGCUGGACAUGGAGGCUGCUUAUGCCGAAUACGAAGAAUGGUCUGAAGAGCCGAUCCCAGAAGAGGUGAUCAAGAAUUACAAGAAGGCUUUGCAGCAGAUGCAGAAAUGUAAACCGUACGAAGACGCACUGUUGGUAGCCGAGGCACCAAAGCUGGCAGAACAUCAAGCCUAUAUUGACUUUGAGGUGAAGGCUGGAGAUCCAGCUCGCAUUCAGCUGACGUACGAGCGAGCCCUGGCAGAGAACUGCCUUGUGCCUGACCUGUGGGCUCGGUAUACUCAGUAUUUGGACAGGCAGCUGAAGGUGAAAGAGCUGGUCCUUUCUGCCCACGAACGGGCUGUCAGGAACUGUCCUUGGACCGUCAAACUGUGGAACCAGUACCUGCUGGCCAUGGAGAGGCAUGAAGUGGAGCAUCAGCUCAUUUCUGAAAAUUUUGAAAAGGCUUUAAAUGCUGGCUUCAUUCAAGCUACUGACUAUGUGGAAAUCUGGCAGGCAUACCUGGACUAUCUGCGAAGACGGGUGGAUUUUACUCAAGACUCCAGCAAAGAACUGGAAGAACUGAGGUCUGCAUUUGCCCAUGCCGUGGAAUACUUGAAGCAAGAAGUAGAAGAGCGGUUCAGCGAGAGCGGGGACCCUUCGUGCACCAUCAUGCAGACCUGGGCGAGGAUUGAGGCCCGCCUGUGUAACAACAUGCAGAAGGCUCGAGAACUGUGGGACAGCAUCAUGACGAAAGGGAAUGCCAAAUAUGCCAAUAUGUGGCUGGAGUACUACAACUUGGAGCGGGCACACGGUGAUGCCCAGCACUGUAGAAAGGCCUUGCACCGGGCAGUGCAGUGCACAACCGACUACCCAGAGCAUGUCUGUGAGGUGCUACUUACACUGGAAAGAAUUGAAGGCACUUUAGAAGACUGGGAUGCAGCCGUUCAGAAGAUAGAAAACCGUCUUGCUCGAGUGAAUGAGCAGAGAGCCAAGGCUGCUGAGAAGGAAGCUGCCAUUGCUAAACAGGAAGAAGAGAGGACUGAGCAGCGGAAGCAGUCUCGGGCGGAGAAGAGAGCGGCCAAAAAGUCCAAGAAACCCAAGGCUGGAGAGAAGCGUAAAGCGGAUGACGACGAUGGGGAAUGGGGGCAGGAAGAGGAAGCUGAGCAGCCCAGCAAGAAGCAGAAGGGAAGCGGCAAUAUGCUGGAUGAGGAUGAGGAGGAAGACAUGGAGAUGGAAACGGGGCUCUUUGGACGGGACAUGCCAACGAAAGCAGACUCGAAGCCAAAGGAGGCGGCAGCAGCUGCAGCUUCCAAGUGGAAAGAAGCCCCCAAAAUCCUUCACAACAGCGAGAAAGACAACGUCACAGUCUUUAUCAGCAACCUCUCCUACAGCAUGACGGAGCCAGAAGUGAAGCUGCGGGAGCUCUUUGAAAGCUGUGGGGAGGUGGUAGAAAUCCGCCCCAUCUUUAGCAACAAGGGGACUUUUCGGGGCUACUGCUAUGUGGAGUUCAAGGAUGAGAAGACGGCUUUGCAGGCUCUCAGCCUGGACCGCAGAAUCGUUGAAGGGAGGCCAAUGUUCGUGUCUCCUUGUGUUGACAAGAACAAGAACCCGGAUUUUAAGGUGUUCAAGUACAGCACUGCCUUGGAGAAACACAAACUCUUCAUAUCUGGCCUACCUUUCUCCUGUACAAAGGAAGAGCUGGAGGAAGCAUGCAAGGCCCAUGGGAACGUGAAGGAGAUCCGGCUGGUCACCAACCGAGCAGGAAAACCCAAGGGCCUGGCCUAUGUGGAGUUUGAGAAUGAAACGCAGGCCUCUCAGGCCGUGCUGAAGAUGGAUGGUCUCACCAUUAAAGACCAUGUAAUCAAGGUGGCUAUUAGCAACCCUCCUGCCCGAAGAUUUCCUGAGAGGCCAGAGGCUGCCGGGAGAGCACCUCAGGCACUGGUCCCACGACAGAUCUAUGGCGCCCGUGGGAAAGGAAGGACCCAGCUCUCGUUGGUCCCUCGUGCUUUGCAGCGCCAGAGUAACCCCACCGCCAAGGCGGCAAACGGAGUGGCUCAGAACCCGCCAGAGACCCCACCCCUUUCUGCAGAGGAGCCCAAAAAGAUGUCUAAUGCGGACUUUGCCAGGAUGCUUCUGAACAAAUGAGGUCACAAUGGGCAGGGUUAUAAAAUGCCAGGGGGAGAUGGCUUUUGUACUGGCAAGUCUCAACCAUGUUUGUUCUCCUCUAGACCUCUGCACCUAUCACACUUGACAGCAUGCAGCUGGUGAAAUUGAGAGCCAGGAACGGGGUGUGUUGGGUUUUAUGACGGGAUGGCAGUGCAGAAUCUGGUAAAAUGGGUUUAAAUCUUUAAGUGCUCCCUCAUAUUGAGGGGUAAUCUGGAAAGAACUCACAUUGGAGGUUGGGUUACAAAUCAAAGUUUAAUUAAGGUCCUUAGUUCUCUUAAAAUCUUUUUAAGAAAAGAAGAAUUUAACAUGAAAGCUUGUUACUGUGAACUACAGAACCCCACCACAACUGAAGAUCCAGUGGUGGGUAACUCACAGCACACAGCACAGUUCGGAUUGGGUCCCGUGGAUCCAUUCUGCUAAUGUUGGUGGCUUCCUCUGGCAAAAGGAGAUCCUCUCGAGACAGAGUAAUGCAUCUUGCCCUGGGGAAGGCACUGCAGUUUAGUGAAAUGGAUUAACAGGAACCAGGCCUUUAUUCAAACCCACCCCCCUCUAUGUUGUGGCUGUAUCCAACACCUUCUGUACAAAGUUGUUAUAAAUAGUAAUAACCAUAAUGGCCUAUUUUAGUACUGGGGUGCCACGAUUGGCAUUUAUAAUGAAACUGGAUUGACGAUUCACUCAAGUUGGUAUGUUUUAUAUAUAUAUUAUAUAUAUAAAUAUAUAACGUAUUUGUAAAUGACAUGCCAAUUAUUUCUAAGCUUUGUUCAACACAAUGCUAGGGAAAUCUCCUAUACAAGCCAGGAUGUGCUGCUUCAGUUGACUGUUUGGUGUUUUGUUUGCUGAACAUUUUUUUACAUAUGUAUUUUUUCUUGGCCAUUUAAGUUCCUGAAUUUGUUGAGGUUUUUUUUUUUUUUUGGCCUCUUCAGUUUUUUUUGUACACCAUGUGAAAUGUGAGCUCCCCUUCUACCUUGAGUUCAUUAAAGUACAGUUCUUGAAAAGUGUGAUUUGCAUUU